CCUGCAGAGAGAGGGGAAGCAUUUGGAGAAUGUCCCAUUUGGAAAAGAGUUUCUAAUCAGGAGGAAAUUUCAUUCAAAGAAAUCUGCAUGUCAGGCUACUUCCCCUAUGGCAGGAAAAAAAAGGUCAAGACAAAAAACUCACAGGAAGUGAAAUUCUUACGUAGCCAAAGAUUAAAUUUCUGACUCUCCCGCCCAGCCUUGCAAAACAACACCAAGACAGGGCACGGAGAGGAGCCAGCAGGAUGGGAAUGGGGAGCUCCUGGUGACCUGGGCACUUUCUCCUUCAUGUCCCUGACCUGCCAGGAGCCGCUUUAGGACAUGGAUCCCAAAGGAGCAAGAGGUACCAGGAAGCGCCGCUGAUCUGCACAGAGCCCUUUGCCUGCUGCUGCCCCACAGGGAACAGGGAGCUGCUGAGGAGCCGCAUGGUCCAUCCCUGGAUUCUCCAAGCACUGACUGCCCAUCCACUCUGACCACAGCCAGGGGCCACAUCCCACUGCCUGCCCAGCGUCCAUCCAUGGAGGAGCCGCUUUAGGACAUGGAUCCCAAAGGAGCAAGAGGUACCAGGAAGCGCCGCUGAUCUGCACAGAGCCCUUUGCCUGCUGCUGCCCCACAGGGAACAGGAGCCGCUUUAGGACAUGGAUCCCAAAGGAGCAAGAGGUACCAGGAAGCGCCGCUGAUCUGCGCAGAGCCCUUUGCCUGCUGCUGCCCCACAGGGAACAGGAGCCGCUUUAGGACAUGGAUCCCAAAGGAGCAAGAGGUACCAGGAAGCGCCGCUGAUCUGCACAGAGCCCUUUGCCUGCUGCUGCCCCACAGGGAACAGGGAGCUGCUGAGGAGCCGCACGGUCCAUCCCUGGAUUCUCCAAGCACUGACUGCCCAUCCACUCUGACCACAGCCAGGGGCCACAUCCCACUGCCUGCCCAGCGUCCAUCCAUGGAGGUGACCACCGUGUCCCCAUCUCCUGCCUCACCCACUGAAGGAGAUCAUCUCUGUGAAACUGAUGCCACCGAUGUGUCCAUACACAGUGUGACCCUGCUCAUCUGCCUCUGUGGGCUGGCUGGGAACGGGGCUGUCAUCUGGGUCCUCGGGUUCCGCAUCCACAGGGACACCAUGAAACCCAUCACUGCCUACAUCCUUGACCUGGCCAUCAUCAACUUCAUCUUCCUCAUCUUCAUGGUCCCCUUCACUCUGCUCUUCCUGCUGGAGGAUUUCUCCUGCUCCUACAUCAUGCCCCCAGCAUCCAUAAACUUCCUUUUCCUCCUCUUCCGGAUGUUCUACAGCGUGGGGCUGUACCGGCUGACGGCCAUCAGCAUCGAGAGGGGCAGGUCCAUGCUCUGCCCACCUGGGCUCUUCUGCCACCUUCCCCGGGACCUCUCAUGGGUGGUGGUCAGCGCCGUGCUCUGGGCCCUUUCCAUCACUGUCAUCGCUGCCAUUUCUGCGGUGAAUUCCCUGUGCCAGUCACAGGAACACAAGCUCUGCCAGGGGGCUCUCAUCUCCCUGUACAUCCUCAACUUCCUCGUCUUUGCUCCAUCCAUCGUCAUUUCCAGCACAAUCCUCUUCAUUCACUUCAAGGCUAGCUCCCAGCAGCAGCAAUCCAAGAGGCUUGACAUCAUUGUCUUCCUCGCUGUGCUCCUCACUCUCCCCCUCAGUCUCUGGAAUUUCCUGCAGCAGCUCGGCUACACCACUGUGUCCCCCCGGGUGGUUCUCCUGUUUGCCGGCAUGCACAGCAGCAUCAACCCCUUCAUCUACAUCUCAGUAACAAAGUGCUGGAGGAACUGCUCCAUGGGGUCCCUAAGGGAGUGCCUCCAGAGGGUGUUUGAGGAGCCAGAAGGGAGCACUGUCCCCAGUAAUGAUGCCACCAGGGACACGGUGAUCUAAGCCUGUUGAACCCUUCAAGUGCCCCCAUGCAGGACCAUGGGGCAGGGACUUAGGAUCACCCUCCCACCCUUAUUCCUGCAGGGAAAGGGAGCAGAGGCUGUGACAGGGGCCAUGUGGGAGGCAUGCUCUGCACAGAGCACAUUGGAGCAUGGAUUUGCUUCUCCCUCACAGGUCCUAGAGCACUUUACCCCCAAAAGAAUCCUUCCCAACACGGCUGUGACCCCAAAAUUCCCCCUGGCAUCUGCUUCCUGCAUCCCACUGACCUCUGAUACCAAUAAACAGCACCGUGAACCCUGAGCUGCCUUUGCCUCCUCUGACAGCACUUCCUGGCUUCCUCUGGCUGCUGCUGCCAGCCUGGAAUGUGGAUGGAGGGAGGGAACAGAGAGGUAGUUAGCCAGGAAUUUUGUGAUUGUUUAGAAAUUUCUGUAAUGAACUAUGUUUAAUGAGUUAAGGCAUAUUUGACUGUGGACUUUAGCAGGUUUUGAUUUAGAUCUGUGUUGGUGGAGUGUCAGUAGAAAACUUUACCAGCGCAUACCCCAUAGAGAACUUACUCAAUAGAUGGAGAACAAAAAUCAAUAAAGUACUUUUAAUGGUUAUCAUACAACUAGAACUAAUUGGAUGUCAUAGAAGAAGAAUGAUAUCUUGAGAGGUUUAGUAUUUCAGAGGCCUAUAGAUACCAAAAGAUGUAAUUAAAAAAUUGCAAGACAUAAAUUGCAAUGGCAAUAAGGGAGCCAUUUCCUAGGCCUGUACAUCAAAUUUAAUAAAAUAUUUUUUACUGGAAAAAAACCCCAGGUUAUCCAUUUAACUAAGAUUGAUGGCAUAUUUUGGUAGUAUAUAAAAGAAACAAAAAAACUAUACUAUGAUGUAAAUAUUGGGACCAUAUUUGGGAGUAUCUGUAAAAACUCUGGGAUAUUAUAAUGCAUAAAAAUGCCUGAAAAGUGUUGUUUCUUUGAACCUGUCUAUGGCAAAUAUAUUUCCAAUAUGUUUACUAUUUUGACUCAAAAUUGUUACUAGUCUAACACGCUUUUGCUGUCAGACUUAAAAUGUCUUGGUUUCAGAGGGGACACAGCCAUGGCUUGUGCUGCCUGGAGCAACCAUGAUCCCCAGAGCUGGGCUGGCAUGGACACGAUGGCCCAGGGGCUCAGCAUUCCCCACCCCAAGUGCUCUGUCAGUGUCACAGCAGAGAUCUCCCCAGAGAUCUUUACUUUUCAAUUUUGUCAGCCAGGAGCAAAGGUGUCUCUGCCUUCAGAAAUUCUUCCUCUCCACUGCCUUCAGCUGCUCCCUCAGCAGGCUCAGGUGGUGCAGCAGCAAGGAGAGGAGGAGGCCGUGCUCCUCAGCACAGCCACCCCCUUCCAGGAGCAGGGUGACACCUGUGCUUGUCACCAUGGGCUCCACGGGGCAUCACCCCCCUCCCUGGGGCUUCCCUGAGGUCACCAGCCCCACCACACCCCACACCUUCUCUCCAGCCCCACCACACCCCACACCUUCUCUCCAGCCCCACCACACCCCACACCUUCCCACCACAUCUUCCCAGCAGCUCCAUCAUGUCCCACCCUCCCACACCAUCCUCCCAUCCCACUCCCCAUGCAGCCCACCCACCUCCCGUCCUUCCCAUCCCUCCCAGCCCCGUGCCUGAGGCUUCAGUCCCUCCCCACGGGCUGCUCACCCCAGGCUGCCCUGGAAGCCUUUGGGGCCGUGUUUCUCUUGGAGAUUCCCCUCCCCAGCUCCAUCCCUGGUGUCCAGACCCCCAGCCUCCUUUGGACACAAACAAGAGGCACUACAGGGAUGGCUUGGAGUGCCCAGAGUGAACCUUUUGAAGGCCUUUCAUCAAUGCCUCCUUUUAUUCUCUUCACCUGGUCUGGCCUCUGUUCUAGGGAGCCAGCCCAAGGCAUCAGGCACACAGGGGCUGGAGGGGGCAGGAGGGCUCUGGGUGCCACCAAUCCCAAAUCUCCCACUGGACAGCAGCAGAGCCCAACAGGCCACACCUGCAGCCAGGGAGUGGCCAGGGACUGGGAACCCAUCGGCAUGGCAUGGCAUGGCAUGGCAUGGCAUGGCAUGGCAUGGCAUGGGAAGAGGAGUGGAGAUGGGAACUGGGAGUGAUACCAAAAUCAGCCCGAAUAAACUUUCAAACACAAUGGGAAGCUUUAGGAAGCAGGAAUUCUUUGCCUCCAAGGGACGCACAGAUGGAUCUCUCCAUAUUUCUGUUAGGGUUGAGACUUUACAUCAGGGGUUUUAUCCAUCAUAAGCACAGAGAGUUAUUAAAGUUUGUUUCUUAUCUAAUACAUAAA
Messenger RNA from Agelaius phoeniceus (red-winged blackbird), 4164 nucleotides. NCBI's taxonomy places the organism in Eukaryota, Metazoa, Chordata, Aves, Passeriformes, Icteridae. The record is from RefSeq and is a predicted model, not a curated record.